Molecule: messenger RNA, 3289 nt
Organism: Drosophila montana
Lineage: Eukaryota; Metazoa; Arthropoda; Insecta; Diptera; Drosophilidae
Gene: Rab3
Product: RAS oncogene family member Rab3
Exons: 5
Coding region: 840-1502 (220 amino acids)
Biological process (GO): regulation of exocytosis; protein localization to plasma membrane; protein secretion
Cellular component (GO): plasma membrane; endosome; synaptic vesicle
Molecular function (GO): GTPase activity; myosin V binding; GTP binding
Source: RefSeq, a predicted model, not a curated record
GGAGCAGAAAGAAGCAGCAGCUGGACAGUUGAAACAGUUUAAAUGAUGAAAACGUAUACAAAACGCUUAUAUUCGCCGCGUUAGUCAAUUCGCCGAAAGCACAUCACACACACACACACACACAGGGACAUAUGCGUAGCUGCAGAAAAUUUUUUGCCUCAUUCGUGGUCCUGUAAAAGUCGACAAGGACGUGUACAACAGAGCUAAGGAAAAUUCUGAGCAAAAAAAAAGGUGAAAUUGAGUUGAGAAAAACACUUUGCCUGGCGCCUGCAACUAAAUGAAUAAUUGAAUUGAAUCGGGCGAGACAAACGCGCGUGAAACGCUGAAUAAUUGAUUGAAUAACCCGUAAACAAAAAAGCGCUAAAUUCUAACAGCAGGCAGCUGGCAGCGGGCAGCGGAGACUCUAACCCAGUGCCAAGGCUAAACUUUCCCAGUGCUGCACGCCACAGACCCCGAAACCAAUAGCCAAACAGGCAGUGCGAAAAAAGAAAAGAAAAUAGAGCGAAAAAGCAAACUCGCAGCCACAAUAUCGAUUUGUGUAUAUGUGUGAAAAAUAACAGUAAAGAGCUUACACCCACGCGCGCACGCACACCCACACACACACACAGUCCGCACACGUCAACAAAAACAACAACAGCAGUUGGUCACAGGGAACAGCCGCAGCACUUAAGGAAUUACCCCAGGAUCUGCAGGCAUCCGGCGUAAUCCCAGCCCACUCACACACACCCACACACACACACACAGUUACACAUAGCCAGCAGCAGCUGCAACAAUAAGAAGGAAAAAAACAGCAACAACAAGAACCGUAACAACCUCAAGACUAAGUCACACCCACAAUCAUGGCUGGCGGUGGUGAUCCCAAGUGGCAAAAGGAUGCGGCCGAUCAGAACUUUGACUACAUGUUCAAGCUGCUCAUCAUCGGCAACUCGAGCGUCGGCAAGACCAGCUUCCUAUUUCGCUACGCGGACGACAGCUUCACAUCGGCCUUUGUCUCCACCGUGGGCAUUGACUUCAAGGUCAAGACGGUUUUCCGCCACGACAAGCGCGUCAAGCUUCAGAUUUGGGAUACGGCUGGGCAGGAGCGUUACCGCACCAUUACCACAGCCUACUACCGCGGCGCCAUGGGUUUCAUUCUGAUGUAUGAUGUCACCAAUGAGGACAGCUUCAACUCUGUGCAGGACUGGGUGACACAAAUCAAAACGUAUUCGUGGGACAACGCUCAGGUCAUAUUGGUGGGCAACAAAUGCGACAUGGAGGACCAGCGCGUAAUCAGCUUCGAGCGCGGUCGCCAAUUGGCCGAUCAGCUGGGCGUCGAGUUCUUCGAGACAUCGGCCAAGGAGAAUGUGAAUGUUAAGGCUGUUUUCGAGCGCUUGGUCGAUAUUAUAUGCGACAAGAUGUCCGAGAGCCUGGACGCGGAUCCCACGUUAGUCGGCGGCACACAGAAGGGGCAGCGCUUGACGGACCCGACGCAGGGCACGCCCAAUACCAAUUGUAAUUGUUAAACACGACACAUGUAGCCGAUGUUAUAGACAAACUAACUAGCCUAUAUACGACACUUACACACUCACACACACACACACACACACACACACACACACACACACAUACACUCCCAUAACACGCAGUCAGUUACAAUUUGAAGUUAGCAAAGGUUUAUAAUCGCAGAGAAAUGCAAAACCUUUAGGCAAAAGAACAUAAUUAAUAUAUAUACACAUAUGUAUAUUAUAUUAUAAUUAUAUUAUAAUAUUAUAUUUAUAAAUGAUUUGCGUUGUCGCUCCGUGUAAAUGUCAAGUUAAUAUGUGCAUGAAUACUUAUAUUAAUCAGUGUUUCAGUCAUUUGUUGAACUUGUAUUGGGCAUUAGAGCAAAGAAUUUACGAAAGAAUUACGGAUCGAAGUGAAACCAAAUCGGAAUACUGCAUAAUUUAUGCAAAUGAAUAAUACGAAAUGUUUGUUUUCAGUGUGCUUCGAAAGAUGUUGCUAAUUUGUCAAUGUGUUGUGUGUAAAUUGAUAACGAUACCGAUUACGAUACCGAUAACGAUAACAAUUACGAUAAUGUUAACGAUAACAAUAACUCAUGUCUAAGUGCAAAAUGCAAAUGUUGCAUUCAGUUAUGCACUUAUUAAAUAUGCACAUUUUGUGCUGUAUUUUCCUCGAAUUUUCCAUUUCCAUGUCCUCUUCGUUUUUCUUUCCUCCUAAGCUUAACUUCGAUUUCUAAACAGUAUUUCAUACAUUUGAUUCGUAACGUACUUUUAGCUAAGCAAACUCUUGAAUGUUUUUUAAUGUACAUACGCUGGCAGCAAGUUUACCGUUAGAGAAAAUAUGCUUGGAAAACUUUUGAACAAUGAAAAUUGUUCAAAAGGAAAGGACAAGCGAAAUAGCAGCAAAAACGCACAAAGCUAGCGAAUCGGUGAAAUUAAACAUAAAUAUACACAUGCAUACAUAUAAACAGUAUCUAUUAUCUAACUAGUACACACACACUUACACACACACACACACACACAUAAAAAGGCUCUAGUCAAAGGUCAUUAUUAUAAUUAUAAUUAUUAUUAUGUAUGUAUGUAUUUAUGUAGUGAAAUGAACAAUUUUAAUGUGUUGCAUAUUAUAAAUGGAAAUUAUACAUAUAUAAAUAUACAUAUAUACCACAUAUAUAUAUAAAAGAAAAUGAAGAAAAGAAAACCCUCAACCGAACGGCAUCAAAUUUUUGAUUUAUUGAUUUCCUUUUUAAAGAGAAAAUAUCUUGUUUUCAAGCAGAUCUGAAGAGCUGUUAGCUAGUUGGUUAGCUGAGCAUAUGCCCUUUGUGGCCAAGUCUGACAAUAAACGAUUGCAAAAAAUAUGCUUUACGAAAAGUGGAAAAAGUGGAAAACUGCAAACAUUUUCUCAACGCACAAAGUUAUGAUUUUCUUUCGUUUUGAUCUCUAUUUGCAUUUUCAGCUAAUUAACAAAUUGACAAUUAAGAAUUGAACCCACCGUGCGAGACUGCACAGUGCAACAAAACACAGAGAAAUCGGUGCAUUUAAUUUAAAUUAACUACACUCAACUAAACUUCUAUUUUGCUAUGCACACAAAAUAAAGUUUUCGUUUUUGAAUAAUCUUUGAAAGGAAAGGCCGUGUUUUAAUUUAAUGGAAAAAAAAACAACUUGAAAUUGAGAAAUUCUUAAGCUGCCUUCGCAACAAUUGAAUAAAUUAAUUGAAUGCCAGCUGACUUUGAGAUAUGAUUAUAUAUUAUUAUAUUAUUAUGCAUGUAUAAAUAAUGAAAAACAAAUUUGUAUAGCUAAAAGAAAAAGAAAAA